AAGCCACAUGGGAGACAAACUGACAGACAAGUGGUGGCUUCUGUGUUGUGUGUAGCAUGCUAACCCUGUAGACAGGCCCUUGGCUGAGACAAGCCUUGGUCCUCAUGUGAUGUUUGAUUCCCUAGAGUCAUGCAUUGUAAUUAUUAGCUUUCAAGAUGUGCCAAAUGACAUAACAGGUAUUGGGUUCUCCACUCCCCCACCCCUUUUCCUCAGUGAUGGUCACGCUACAUGCGUGUCACCCAAAUACUUCCAUACAAAGUAUUGGGUACAUUUGUGGAAAUGAGCAGAUGAUCUGAAUGUUCUUUUCACACAUGAGCAAUUAAUUUUGUCAGCAAAAAGAUUUAUACACCUUGCAAAUAUUAUUUGUGCUUCUUGACAGGUAAGAUGGGAAUUACUAAGCUGUAAUCAGGCCUAGAGUGAUUGAAUACAGAGGCUUUCUCACUUCUCCAUCACAAUUACUUGGGUAGCUUCGGCAUGCAGCAGACUUUGCAGUUCCUGACCCGUUAAUGCCUGAUCCUUCAAAACAACCGAAGAGCCAGCUUAACCCUAUUGGUUCAUUACAGGAAUUGGCUAUUCAUCAUGGCUGGAGACUACCCGAGUAUACACUUUCCCAAGAGGGAGGACCUGUUCAUAAGAGAGAAUAUACCACAAUUUGCAGGCUAGAGUCAUUUAUGGAAACUGGAACGGGGCCAUCAAAAAAACAAGCCAAGAGGAAUGCUGCUGAGAAAUGUCUUGCCAAAUUCAGUAAUAUUUCUCUUGACAACCACAUUUCUUUAACAAACCUAGGACACACUUUAGGAUGUACUUGGCAUUCCUUGAGGAAUUCUCCUGGUGAGAAGAUCAACUUGCUGAAAAGAACCCUUCUCAGUAUUCCCAACAUGGAUUAUAUCCAGCUACUUAGUGAGAUCGCCAGGGAACAAGGUUUUAAUAUAACAUAUUUGGAUAUAGAAGAACUGAGUGCCACUGGACAGUAUCAAUGUCUGGCUGAACUGUCAACUAGUCCUAUCACAGUCUGUCACGGCACUGGGAUCUCCUACAGCAAUGCACAGAGCGACGCGGCGCACAAUGCUUUACAGUACUUAAAGAUAGUGUCCGAAAAAAAGUGAACUGGGGGCAACUUAGAAAAUCCGCCAGUAGCACUUAGAAAGCCCUCUCCCCUUUCCAAGUAAAGUGUUCACUGUGCUGUAUGAGUUUGUGUUGUUUUUAAAUGUCUUCAUAGAUUCCAUCAGCAUCCCAGACUUAAUUAUCCCAGCAGUUGUUGAUAACCUCUUUUUAAUGGCUUCCAUUUUGUAUUGGUAUAUUGUAUUUAUAAACUUUGUACCACACUCAGAAAGCACCCGUCUUACAAUACCUUGCACACAGGAGGAAGAAGACGCAUGUGUUUUGUUUCUGAGGAUGAUGACAACGAUUAAAAGAAACUUCUGAUAGCAGCAGCUUCUUACUGAUGCUUACCCGCUUUGUGCAAGGUUUUGUGAAGGGAAUUCAAAGGACGCCUUUUAGAAUUAAGUGUUGAGACGCCGAACAUAACAGGAUUGUAUUGGCUGACUGUAAAUUUUCAGGAAAAUGACUCGUCUACUGUGUAUUUGAAUCCAUGUAAUAAAAAGCUGUUGUUUUACUGAAGUUCUGUGCAUUUUAUUAAAGACUUCAUGGAGCA
Molecule: messenger RNA, 1654 nt
Organism: Echinops telfairi (small Madagascar hedgehog)
Lineage: Eukaryota; Metazoa; Chordata; Mammalia; Afrosoricida; Tenrecidae
Gene: PRKRA
Product: protein activator of interferon induced protein kinase EIF2AK2
Exons: 6
Coding region: 507-1106 (199 amino acids)
Source: RefSeq, a predicted model, not a curated record